UGGAUUUCUUAUAAAUAGUAUGCAUUCUCUUCUCAGUAUCGCAAGAAAGAAAUCAUGAUUGAUAAAAUAAUUCUCAUCACCAUCAUCAUUGCUGUUGUUG
This is a messenger RNA of Bemisia tabaci, 100 nucleotides long. The record is from RefSeq and is a predicted model, not a curated record. Lineage: Eukaryota; Metazoa; Arthropoda; Insecta; Hemiptera; Aleyrodidae.